GGAAGCAGCAGUCUGUCAGCAUGGCUCAAGAGUUUGUAAACAGCAAAAUCCAGCCAGGGAAGGUGGUGGUGUUCAUCAAACCCACCUGCCCUUACUGCAAAAAGACCCAAGAGAUCCUGGGCCAAUUGCCCUUCAAAGAAGGGUUUUUGGAAUUUGUCGAUAUCACAGCCACCGGUGACACAAAUGAGAUUCAAGAUUAUUUGCAACAGCUCACUGGAGCCAGAACGGUGCCCCGGGUCUUUCUGGGUAAAGAUUGUAUAGGUGGAUGCAGUGAUCUAGUAGCUAUGCAACAGAAUGGGGAACUCUUGAAGCGGCUAAAAGAAAUUGGAGCUCUACAAUAAUUACAGCAGUUCCCAAGCUGAAGUCCCCCUGAGAGAUGGAUGGCAUCGCAAAUGAUGACAGCACAUCAGUGAAUGAACCGGGGCUCUAUUUACCCAGCUACAGCAACUGUUGACUGCCAAUUCUGAAAUAAUAUUAAUGAUAAAAAGGGAAGGGUUGGGGGAAAAAAUCAAUCUUUUUCUUCUUUUGAUUCAGUAUUAAAAGUAGACCAACUUGCCCCAAGUUAUAGGUCAGAGAAGGUUGAUAUAUAGCUUAGAAUUCUUCUAGAUUGAUCCUUUGGGUUCCAUGGCUUAGGAUUCAUGCAAUGACCCCAGAGAGGGUCUUUCUGUUUGGCAAUGGGUAUGUUGAGUGAUUUUAAUCAUGGGGUCCUCAGACCUACCCCAUUCUAUCUUAAGAAUCAGUGCUCUGAGCUAGUGUUACAGACCUUGAUAAUUCAGAUCUUAUAGGAGCUGCUCAACAAUUCUGGGAAGGGCCUCAGGACUCAACUGAGAAGCUCCAGAUGGAAAUUUAAGCUCAGUUGUUUUCAGUGGGUGCCUCAGGAUCAGAGGUUCAAGUGCAGU
Condylura cristata (star-nosed mole) is the source of this 899-nucleotide messenger RNA. RefSeq names its product glutaredoxin (thioltransferase) (gene GLRX). NCBI's taxonomy places the organism in Eukaryota, Metazoa, Chordata, Mammalia, Eulipotyphla, Talpidae. The record is from RefSeq and is a predicted model, not a curated record. Bases 21 to 341 code for a protein of 106 amino acids. The transcript has 3 exons.